Cyprinodon tularosa is the source of this 1159-nucleotide messenger RNA. RefSeq names its product protein phosphatase 1, regulatory subunit 8b (gene ppp1r8b). NCBI's taxonomy places the organism in Eukaryota, Metazoa, Chordata, Actinopteri, Cyprinodontiformes, Cyprinodontidae. Bases 37 to 1086 code for a protein of 349 amino acids. Gene Ontology annotation, cellular component: nuclear speck. The record is from RefSeq and is a predicted model, not a curated record. The transcript has 7 exons. Gene Ontology annotation, molecular function: protein serine/threonine phosphatase inhibitor activity; mRNA binding; protein binding.
CCAGAAUGCACCUCGGCUUUUAUGCGCUGAAGCAAGAUGGCGACUAAAACAGUGAAAGACGGUCCUCCUUUUGAUUGCCCAUCAUGGGCAGGGAAACCGCCCACAGGUCUCCAUUUGGACGUGAUGAAAGGAGACAAGUUGAUAGAGAAACUGAUCAUAGAUGAAAAGAAGUUUUACCUGUUUGGAAGGAACCCUGACUGGUGUGACUUCACCAUUGACCAUCAGUCCUGCUCACGGGUUCAUGCAGCGUUAGUCUACCACAAACACCUAAAAAGAGUCUUCCUCAUUGACCUAAACAGCACACAUGGUACUUUCCUUGGGCAUAUUCGCCUUGAACCCCACAAGCCUCAGCAGGUUCCUAUAGACUCUACGAUAUCUUUUGGAGCAUCAACAAGGACCUACACUAUAAGAGAGAAGCCCCAGACCCAAGGCACUGCUGGCACAGGAGACAGUAAGACGGGGGAUGAAGAAGAGCUCAAAGGACUGCUUGGACUUCCAGAGGAGGAGACGGAGCUAGAGAACCUUACAGAAUUUAAUACAGCCCACAACAAACGUAUCUCCCUCCUGACAAUCGAAGAAGGCAACUUGGAAAUCCAGAGGCCAAAGAGGAAACGCAAGAACUCCAGAGUUACUUUCAGUGAAGAGGACUCCGUCAUUAAUCCAGAAGAUAUAGACCCCUCGGUUGGACGCUUUAGAAAUAUGGUGCAGACAGCAGUCAUCCCCAUGAAGAAACGAAGAUUUGAUAGUCAGAACACACUGGGUCUGGAUGACUUUGCAUCAAAGCGCAUUCAUGCCUACAGUUUAGGUGGAGGCCUUUACGGGGACUUACCUCCUACCAGCCAUGAGAACAAGCCCACAGGAGCUCCAGGAGGGGCUGCCAUGCAGGGUGGGCUUCCUCUACCUUUCCCCAACCCAGCACCAGAGGUAGAUCUGGCCCCAGAGGCUCCCCAGCCCCCCAUCACCCUCAACCCCACACCGGUCACAGCUCCGUACCUCCCAGAGACCACCCUCAACGAGCCACGGAAAAAGAAAUACGCAAAAGAGGCCUGGCCGGGGAAGAAACCAACCCCUUCACUUCUCAUUUAACCCGUUUUUUAACACUGCUGACUCCCAGGUUCCCAGCAGAAACACCAGGGACUGUGACCUGCCUGAGGUGGUG